Molecule: messenger RNA, 984 nt
Organism: Malassezia restricta
Lineage: Eukaryota; Fungi; Basidiomycota; Malasseziomycetes; Malasseziales; Malasseziaceae
Product: 2-methoxy-6-polyprenyl-1,4-benzoquinol methylase
Exons: 2
Coding region: 1-984 (327 amino acids)
Biological process (GO): ubiquinone biosynthetic process
Molecular function (GO): methyltransferase activity
Source: RefSeq, a predicted model, not a curated record
AUGCUGAUCUGUGCAGCGCGUCGAAGCUGGUGGGGCGCGGUGCGGCCGCGCAUGUUGAGCACUUGUGCUAUCCGUAUGGAGGAGCGCAAGACGCACUUUGGUUUCCAGACGAUCGAUGAGACACAGAAGCAAGGCAUGGUCGGCGGCGUGUUUUCGUCGGUAGCGUCCUCGUACGAUUUGAUGAACGAUGCCAUGUCGCUGGGUAUUCAUCGGCUGUGGAAGAACCGGUUCGUGGACAUGCUCGAUCCGCGCGGCGGGAUUCGGUGCUUGGAUGUGGCGGGCGGCACGGGCGAUAUCGCGCUUCGAUUGCUGGACCAUGCCAGGACCAAGCACCUGGAUCGCGAGACGCACGUCACGAUCCUCGACAUCAAUGCCCAGAUGCUCGUGGAAGGGCAGAAGCGGGUCAAAGAGAGCAUGUACUGGAACACGCCGCAGGUCAAGUUCCAGCUGGGCAAUGCCGAGGCGCUGGACGAGGUCAUGCCCGUGCCGGAGCGCAAGAACCCCGUGGCCAGCACGCGUCGCCAGCCCAUUUUGCCGCCGCUGGUGAGCGAGCCUAUCGAGAGCGCGUCGGUCGACCUGUACACGAUUGCCUUUGGCAUUCGUAACUGCACGCACAUUGACCGCGUGAUUGCCGAGGCGUUCCGUGUGCUCAAGCCGGGUGGUAUCUUUGCGUGCCUCGAGUUUGGCAAGGUCUCGAUUCCGCUGCUGGCGCACAUGUACAAGCAGUACUCGUUCCAAGUGAUCCCGCCUCUGGGUGAGCUGCUCGUGGGCGACCGCGACUCGUACCAGUACCUGGUCGAGUCGAUCGAGCGGUUCCCGACGCAGGCCGAGUUCGCGCGCAUGGUGGCCGAGGCUGGCUUCCUGCUGCCAGGCACAGCCGAGGCAUCGUCGAUGGGACUGCCGCCGCUCGUGGGACACGGUGCAUGGGAAAAUUUGACGCUGGGUGUGGCCACGAUAUGGACAGGUAUCAAGCCAUUUGCUUAG